AUGUCUAUGCAAAUCACCCGUGACAACAAAUACGUCAUAAGGCUCCCUCAUCGCUGGUUGUAGUAGCGACUGGCAUGCUAGCGUAUUUUGCUUUCAUAUGUUCACGAUGUGUGGUUUGUGUGGAUAAUUCGCAAAUGGAUUGUUUAUUUCAUGAACUGGAUAUGUAAUAUGGUGGACCGUGUUGCAAGCAUUAGUUUCUGAAUAGUGGUAUCCCGCAAGAAUCUAGUUCACGAGGUGUGCUUUGGUUUCUCCCGAGGUGAAAGCGAGGGCUCAAGAUGGAUGCAACAGACAUAGAUCUUGAUUUAGACCCAAAUUUUGAACCUCAAACCAGGGCUCGAUCAAAUACUUGGCCGUUACGUCCUUCAAGGGAUUUAGAUCCUCAAAGUAGCCCCGUGCCCUCUGAAGAGGCACCGAAUGGAGUAGACCAGCAAGGUAGUGUGAAAGAUCCUCUUGGAUUAACUGCCAAGAAAAGUGGAUCACGCCGAAAUGCAUGGGGAAACUUAUCGUAUGCUGAUCUUAUAACGAAAGCGAUUCAAAAUUCUCCCGAGAAGCGACUGACUCUGUCUCAGAUUUACGACUGGAUGGUGCAAAAUGUACCGUAUUUCAAGGAUAAAGGAGACAGCACAAGUUCUGCAGGGUGGAAGAAUUCAAUCCGUCACAACCUUUCUCUACAUAGUCGCUUUAUGCGCAUUCAGAAUGAGGGAACAGGGAAAAGCUCUUGGUGGGUCCUCAAUCCAGACGCCAAACCUGGACGCACUCCUAGGAGGAGGGCGGGGAGUAUGGAGACCAAAAGCUACGAAAAGAAAAGAGGACGGGUAAGGAAGAAGGUGGAAGCGCUUCGUGCCAUGGAAAAUGGCACUUUGUCUCCAGGUGGAAGUGAGGACUAUCUGGACAUGAGUUUUGGUGACUUCCGACCCAGAGCUAGCUCUAAUGCCAGUAGUUGUGGUCGUCUGUCACCAAUACACGCAGUGGCUGAGCCAGAUCUCCAUGACAACCAGGUCCCUCCCAUGUCUCCCAUCCCGUGGGGUGCGGAGGUGAGCAAUUCUCCGACACUCUACCCAGCUGACGGCUACUCAGAUCUAGUGGACUCCUUGGUGGACGGCAUGAAACUUUCCACUCAAGACAAUUCCAUCAAGAUGGAGGUGGUCUCAGGUAUGAGAGACCCUUACUUAUCGGGAGCCUCAAGAGAAUUCAACAAUCAACCUUCCACGUUCAUGAGCGUGGAGCGUCAAGGCCUAGACAACCAAUACUCUCAUCUGCCAGCACCACCACCCUACCCAAAGCAGCAGCAGCAGGCACAACCUCAGUUGAACAGCCUGGAGUUCCCCCGGCAGAACUUCAGUCCGGGACUGCGGCUACAAUGUAGGCCUAGCCCGGCCAACAACGCCUCAGGCACGUUCUCUCAGUCGGACAUGUACAAUGACUCUGUUCAAGACUUCAAUGAGGGUGUCCUCAUCAAACAGGAGCCUGAUGGAUUAUCGCCCGUCGGCAUGGGCCCUGGUAACACCCUUUCCAUAAAUACGCAGCAGCAGCAGCAACAGCUCAGCUCUCCGGACCGAUCUCAGCAAGGUAGCCCAAGUUCUGGUGUCUUUGCCCACCUCAGCCCACAGCCCACAAUGGUCAAUGGACAGCCAGCGCUAUCGCCCCUCACCUGCCAGGUGUCCCCUCAGCCACCUAACAGACUCAUGUCCCCCCAACAGCAACAGCCCAUCACAACGGCCUCGCUUCAGCAACAGCAAGCUCUGCUCCAAGCCACACAAGCCUCUAUACUGCGGGAGGCUCUCACCCGCGGCCCGCCGGCCUACCGGUCACACACGGCCUCCACCCCGUCUCCCACUUUCUCGCCUGUGGCCAACAUGUCCCCGCUGGCGGCCCCCUCCAGCAAUGUGAACAGCGGCAUGCUGGGCCUCAGCCCACACCACCAGCUGCGGAGUAUCAGCGAGAACUACGCCGAGGGCCCACAACACAUGGUGAACGGUUCAAGUCCUGGUGGUGAUGGUGGCGGCAUGAUGGCAAACAAUAAUAACAACAACAAUAAUAACAACGGAGUUCCCUUAGACAUUGAUAUUGAUCUUAUAGCAGGGUUGGAUUAUGAUAUGGAUCAGGUUAUAAAACAAGAGUUGUCUCUUGAAGGGAACUUGGACUUUAAUUUUGACUCAGCCCCCACCUCAGUAGGACAAAAUGUAGUACACUGAGGGAAUUAUUAGUAAAGAAAAUAUAACGGCUGAACGCUAUCUUAUAUAGUGUUUCAUCAUCACCUCACUGCAUCGACGCCUUCAACAGAGUUGUUGAGUACUAGUAUGUCAGUGGUCUUCUGUAUUAGACCAUAUGCGGUACUUUCCUCACCUUGUGAGUUUUGUAGGAAUCUUUGCUCGUCAGGGAUGGUGGUGGCCACAUCGCCAGACGGUGAGAUGGUUGUUGAUGUAUGUGACCUUAGGUGAUGAGGUUGAUUAAGGCUUCAAGCGUUUGCUAGGCCGGGUGAUGAUUAAUGUGGUUGUUACUGCUUUGGAAACGUUUGUUCAUUGGUAUGGAUUUUCAGAGCUCUCGUUUUCCUUUGUUUUGCCUUAUAAGAAGAGGCUCCACCACAUUCUACUUUCAGCAGUACAGCUUCAGGUGGUGUAAGUUUAUUUGUAGUUUCAAAAGGUUUUGUUGAGGGCGAGAAUGUUGUUGGAACACAUCGUCUGCCUUUCAGGUUUUUUCCCCGUUGGGCGGUUGGCUUUGGAGGAUUCAUGCAGGCUACCAUUUGUCAUCCAUAGUAAUGACUUGACUAAAGUCGUCAAAACUGUGAGUUGCCUAGAUGUAUUCCAUAAGCCUGUGGCCCUGUUAUAUUGAGUAAGGUCCAUCUUAGUUUCCAGUUCUAGGGUGUGUGGCGGCUUUUAUGCCCCAGAUUGAACAUUAAGUGUCCGAGUUUCUAAACCGUUUUUUUUUUUUUUAACUUUCACUACAUCUAAUAUGCUGACAUGGUGUCACAAAACUGCAGAGGAACUAUGAUGCCAUCCAUAUAUGUAGUCACAGUGAGUCACUCUGCUUAUGUGGCUGAAAUAGUGAUGGCGAUUUCGUGUUUACCCUAGUUCUGUGUUCACUUUCUCAGAUUCUUACUCAAAAUUAUGUAAAAUAUUGUAUAAAACUUGACCUCAGACUGAAUGGAGACCAUGAGAUAAGGCAAAUUGAUGUGGUGUUUAGCAAUUUAUGUCACUUUGGAUUAGUGGACAUAUUUGUCAGUUUUUCUACAGAUCUAGAGGAAAUAUCUUCUAGUUUUUAGUGCUUCUUAUCUCGAACUUUCUCAGGUAAAGAAUACUUAGUUUGUAAUGAUAUGAAGGAUCAACUUGCCAAGACUUAACAAAGCUCCACUGGUCAAGCUGUCUGAUAGAGGACUGUGUUGUUAAUGACAAGGAGCUAUGAACUGCCUCGUGGUUACUGUGCCAUAAAGUAUAGCGUUGUGCUGAAAUAGCAAUAGCUUUGUGUGCCAACUUCCCCUUGAGAAGUUGCACUUACUACUAUAACAGUGACAAGACAGUGAACUUUUCAAAUAUUGCUGUUUUCUUAUUUUAGAAAAACUGGUCAGAAAUGCCAUGUUGGAAAAGAGAAAGUAAAGUUUGAUUAUUUCAUCACCUCAUGAAUGCAGUAGCACUCAUAGUGGUUUACUUGGAUACCAGAGGGUCAACUAUGUCCAUGGAUCAUUCUUUCAAUUUUAUUCAAAGUCAUCGAGUUCGUCUCAGAUAUAAUAUAACAAUUGUGCAGCAGUGUUUCAAUGACCUCAGCUCUGGCAUCAUUCAGUGUGUCCAGCAGGAUGUAUUAUUCUUGUAAAAAAAGAGGACAUAGUGAUGAUAGUAGUGAAGUGAAGCACACAGCAACGGUCAGUACAGUCAACGGGUGAUUGGUCGUUGUCAUUUUCCUUCUCAAAGGUUCCUCAGUGUCAUAAGUUUCACAGAAAAUAAUGAUGGGCAUAGUUGUGAUCCCCAUGUCAUGUAGAGAACUGAAGCAACAUUUUGUGGUUUUAUAUUUUUUGUAGUGAACCUCCUUACAUGAUCUAUUGCUUCCUUUUCUAGAACCUGGUGUGAGGCCUUGUUGCAACUUUUGUACCACAUCAUGCUUGCCUGCUAGCCCAAGUCUGUAUUUUGCUUGGUUUUUCUGGAUGUGUUUGAUGGAUAGGUGGAACUGAGCGCCCUGCUUUUUAAGUCACCACUUUCUGCUAAAGCUCCCAUCCCGGUUCAAUUGAAGCUUGUGCUGUGCAGUAUGAUACUGUGAGAGCCAUAUGUAUGAUCAGUGUCUUUUUAAACUGUACAUCAUCUAACUAAUGUCUGCUUAGGCUGGAACUGAACUUCGUUCUAUCACUCGAGGUCUCGAUAUUUUACUGUCAUUGAUUUUGAAGUGGUGAGAACAAUUACAAUAUAACAUUUCUUUUAUGGGUGCUUCUUGGGUUUCCUUUUUUUAGAAAAAAAAGCAUAUUAAUUUAUGAACCUGAAAAACUUGCAUAAUUAUAACAAAGAUGGAGCCCCAGAGAUUCUGUAGUGUAUUUUCUGCUGUAAACAAAUUCAGCAGUUCUUCUCACUUUUAUAAAAUACUAUACUUUGUUUAAAGUAGAUCAGACAAAGUCAUGUGGUUUGCAUCUGUGAUGAUUACAGGGAGUUAAAAAUUAAAAAUUUAAGCAUGAAGUGCAAGCUGUUGUCAAUUGUAACUGCAUCAACUUUUGUUUUAACGAGCUUCUGGAAAGUUGAUUUUGCUUUCUAAGAUAAUUUGUUUUACGGGGUAAAUAUUGCUGUAAUUGUAAAAAUUGCUGCUGGUUUGUUGUUGGUCUCUUUUAAUUUGUUUGAAGAUUUGUAGUAGUUGGCAUUUAUGAUGUGUAGCACGCAUGUGUGUGUGUGUGAAGAAUGGGCAAGUGUAAAGUACAACCCUUGUGCAUUUAUAAGCAAUUGUAAAUAUUGUUUACAAUAAACAUUGGUCAGUGAACUUCAUACUGGAGAAAGUUUUAUGUGCUGAAAAAAUUUUACUGAUCAAAUUGCUGAAGGAGGGCACUCAGUCUGAUUGUAUUGACAAUGCUGUUAUGACGAUAAUGUUUUACUAUUUUACUUGGAUGUUCUAACAAGUAAGAUUAAGAAGCUCGAUGUGAAUUUGAUCAUGAUCACUACAUGACCCGGUUGUUGCUCACUUCUGUUGUUCUCACUCUCUACAUUUCCAUGUCUUGGAUCAUCUGGUAUCUCUUGCUGGUUUCACCAUAUUUGUUAUUUAUUUUCUCUUCAGUUUCAUGUGUCAAUUUUUGUGUGGGGAGGGGGGGUAUGGUUUGUCUAUGUUGGUGACUAUAUAUUAUGGUGUGGGAGGGGCGUAUGCUGCUGUUAUCUUUUUGACUAAAUGUGUAGUGGGGAAGGGCAGCCUUGGGAAAAAAAAGGGUGAAAUACGCAUGUGUGCGCAUGAGUGUUGAGUCAAAGAAUGUUACCGAUUGUUUAUAUACAGUUUGUAUAAGGCUAGGCCUCCUGCACUGCUGUUGACUGAUCGAUUUUAAAUUCUUCCAUUCUUUCCUACAUAUUGGACAUGAGCCAGGCAAAAAAUAAGCAAAAUUCAAUUCAAGAAAAGGAAGUCAAUGAGUGUAUUUUCACUGCAAACUACAAAUUCAUCUCUAGAGUUUGGUUGUGACGUUGCAUGCUACAUGUUGUGCAUGUGGCCAGUAUCCUUUAUCUGUGUCGUAGGCUUGCACAGCAUAUAAAAGAGAUAAUAGUACUUUGAUUAGCAGAAUAGUCAGACUGAACUUACAGGGAUGGUACGUGGGUAUGGCUGUGGUUUGUUGACCUAAUUGCCCCCAAAAUUGCAUAAUUCUGUCUCGAGUCGGUAGAAUAUCUUUUUUCUCCAAGUUGUCUUGCUCGAGAGAAUCUUCCUUCUGGUUAAAGACAUUCUAAGUACAUGCUGCAAAGUAGAACUUGUUACAUGUUAGCUAAUGAAACGUGAAGAAAAUUGGAAGUUUGUACUAUUCCUGUUUUGUCUGAGCAUUUAAUAAUGUCUGAGUAGGCUGAUUGAGAAGAGCUGAUCUCUUGGGGGUUUUUAAGGACCGUGUACAAUGAUUGUAAAUGUGGUAUUCCCCCAUCAAGACUAUUUCAGAGUAUUUAGGAAGGUGUAGGCUGCUUGACCCACCCUGUCAGUGCUAACGGGAGCUGUUUUAAAGGAUACAUCCCAGACAAAUAAUGAAGCUGACAAAGAUUUCCUCAAUUGACUCACACCAUCUACAUGAAAGCCGUAAAGUCCUAUUUUACUAGUACACUUCAGGGCUAGUGUGAUUGCUUAUUGGUUUGGUUGUUUUUUUUCCGAAGCAUAAUUAGUAGAUUCCGGUUGAAAUAAGUGAGAAAGCAUAAUGAUUAGUACUAUAUCUCUAUCAGGGACACAUUUAUUAUAAUGAAAGAAAGUUUACCUUGUUUGAAGUUAUUACUUCCUUCAUCUUCAUGGUUUUUUCUCUUGUAGUGAAAGGCAAGGCUUUAUGGGGGCAUUUUGAUAUAUUUUUAUAUAUUCCUGUUUGUUUAUUUCUUCUGUUAAUCAUAUCCAGUUCAUUUUAAAUAUUUUUGAAAGAGUACUGUUUGCAAAGUCGGACUACUUUAUCAAUUUUUGAAAUGAAAACCUGUUUUGGUCUGCUUGUCUCUUUGUAAUAAGAGUAAUUGUAGAAGAAAAAUUCUCCAGGGAGGAUGUUGAUUGUGAGACUGAAGCAGUUUUAGCCUGCUGUUGUCAAAACAGUGUGUUCAGUGAUUCACGUGAGUGUAUACUUGAUGGCAUAACGGUACAAAAUUUAGUUUCAUGACUAAGUUUAGAUUAUUCCAUCCUUUGAUGGUUCAGAGGUUUAGAGAUUUUAUCGUGGAGCCUGAUCAGUGCAGCGUUUGUAUUUACUGACAACAAUAUUGUUCGAUUGUUACAUAACUUAAAAGGGGGGGGGGUGGAGAAAAGAUAGAGUCCUCUAAUUGUAUAAAAGUAACAAUUAAAUUAAUUCAUCUGCAGUAAUAUUAAAGCCUUAUAUGUCCUUUGAAGGAGGAAAGAUGAGGUAGGGUUUUUUUUUUUACCCCUGGGAACUUUAUUUUUAAUUGAUAAGGUUUUGUUUUACCACACAAGUGGGAACCCCUGUUUUCUUUAAAGAUAAAAUCAGGAUGGUUAUAAAUAGAUUAAUGAAAAAGUUUCUACUAGCAAUCUAAGUAGGAGUUACUUCAUUUAUGAAAACAUUUCCAAUUUAAAUCAAAGGGAAGUCAAAUGUAUGGUGGUUUGUUAUUAUAGUAGUAUGUUAUCAUUAGAGUAUGCUUUUUGGUCUCUUUAGUAUUUUCUUUAUCCAAAAGAUUGUUUUGAAAGUUAUUUUUCCGUUUUCUCGCACACAUGCUGCUGUUCCUCAGUAUUGUGUUAUUGACUUGAUUGAGUGUGGUUUUAUAGGAUUGAAAGAAUUUACUCUUACUGGAUAUUUAAGUUUUCAAUUAAGUCUCAGCUCCAUAACAUCUGUGGCCUAAUCAGGAAAUCAUUUUCAUUGAAUUGAUGAGUCUGUUAUGAGUGCGUAUUUGUUAACACUAUGGCUGGAACCAUUCAUCAUAGUGUGUCUAGGAUUCAACAACUGCGGAGGUUUUUGUUUUCGUUUUUUUUCCAUUUUAUGGGCUGUUGUAAGCCCCGCCCUGUCGUUUUGCAUUUUGAUAAUAUAAUACAUGAUGUGAUUGCUUUCAAAAUGUUUGAUGGAUGAUGACCUUGCAUUUUUAUUUUCCCCCUUAAAGUUACUUUAUUAAUAGAAUUGUGUGGUUGUGCACAAAUGCAUUACUGUAUCAUGUUGUACAAAUAGUCUUUUUGUGUAUUACUUCUGUGGUUAUUGGAACCGGUGCAUUCAGUGCAUUUUUGUUUGAAAAAUGCUGUGCUUUGUACAUUCAUGUAGUCUCCAUAAGUACGUACAUAUUGUGUUCAUCAAGAGUCUGUCAUGUGGAAAACGCUUCCAUCAGCUCAUUUUGCUUCAAUGGUUGUUUUGUCUUUUGAGUUUGGUUGUUUAAAGUCAUCCCCCACCAAUGAAUGUCACCAUGGACAACAUUUGCUCCCUCUGUCAUGUGCCGUGUCUUGAGGAAGUUGCUUUACAAGCAGGACCACAGCUGUGCUUACAAAUAAUGCAGGAAUCUGUACAUAUUGCUUCAAAGACGUUUGCUUCUCCUCACUCUGGACAGAAAUGACAGUCUUGCGAAUUGCUGACAUGUAUUAUAAAUAAAAACAGUCUGAAUGAUGAGUAAGCUCUGUAAAAAGUUUUGUUGUUGUUGUUGUUGUUCACUUCAGGUUUUUACUGUGUUUCUAAAUGCCAGUUCACGGGUGAUACAGGGGAAAGAUGAUGAAGCCUGAGGAUGCUGUUUUCUGUUUUCAUGGCUUUCAGUUUUUAUCAAAUGUAAAAAAAAUGUGUAAUACUGACCGUCACCAGUUGUUUGUGGCAUUUCUUCAUUGUUGUUGCCACCCACAAAGUGUCUUCUCAACACUUCAUACUGGACUAUAUAGGGCUUGUGAUAUGUAUCAUAGAUGAAUUCUAAUGGAAGGCUUUGCUCAUCUCUUUGUUCUCAUAUUCUCAAUUAUUUCCUGAGUUGCGGAAGGCAGAAAUCAAAUAGUUCUUUUUGAAAAGUUUGUUUUAGCCCAAGUUGCUCUCUCUUCUUUUAUUUGUCGACUUUCCAGUUCACUCAAGAGCGGUAAUGUGCCUGGCAUUCCAUCUACUUAUUUUUAAUUUUUUUUUUUUUUUUUUCAGAAAUAAGGGAUUGUGAAUUUGUCCGAAAAAGCAGAGGAAGUUAAGAGCCGCACUCUAAAAUUAUUAAAAUAGCUUGUUUGCUGAAAAGCUAUUGGACUGCUCAGUGUAAGAUUCCUGUCAUACGUCAGUGUUCAAUAUAAUGGCUUAUGGUUGAGUCUUACACUAAGCAGUCAAAAUUAUGUUGUUUCUGAUCACAUUUCAAAUUUCAUUACAUGUAAGUCUCACUUAAUAUAAAGCAAAUCAGUUUUUUAUAACUUAAGUGUUUGUUGGGGUUUUUUUUAUAUUGGGAAAAAAUAUAGGGGGGUGCUGUUUUAGCCUAUUUUCUUUAACUAGGCAAAAUUGUAUUGUUUUCAGGGUUAUGGAGAUUACUCUGUACAUUUGAUUUCGUUCUGUCUGUAGAAAUUUUUACCUUGGAUCAACAGUCUGACAGUGACAUCGGAUAUACUUAUCCACACCCUCAGUUUGUGUGUACCUGAAAUGUUUUCUUUCUUUUGUAAACCUAAUUGUCUUUCUUUCUAUUGCUAAGUUUCCUACAUUUCUUGUCCAAAAUAUUGAUCGCAUAGUUUUUGGGGUUUCAGAGUUGAACUGUCAGGGCAUUUCUGCAUUGAACCUCAUUGUAGAAAUCAGUUCUCUUUUAAUUAUCUUGCUAACAUUCUCCAACUCUCCAGAACUUUCUGUGUGGCACAGUAAAAAGUAGCACGGUAGUUGAGACUUUGGGGGGGGGGGGGGGGGGGGGGGAAUGGAUAAAUGGUCAAAUGGAAAGAGUAAGUAGAAUGGAGAAGUAAAGUUUUGAUACAUUCGUUGAGUUGUCCAGGGUUUUAGAUGCUUUAUUUUCUUUUUCAUUUUUCUAGCUUCCAAGAGUGAGUGUCAGAACUAGUUGUUACUGCACUAGAUCUGCACUAUUUCACUUUGGCUCUCUCUGAAUUGAUUGAGCCAGCAGCAGGUUCACUGUGCCUUGUUCAGUGUCUCUAUCAACACCAUUUGUCAGAUAACCACAGACAUUUGAGAAGAAAAAAAAGAUUUUAAGCGACCUUGAUUUGACCUCCAGACAUUGACAACACUAAUGAGACACUGUCGCUCAUAUCACAACACAGCACCCACCCUGAUGGUGUGAAAAUCCACAGUGUUUCUGUCAGCAUGUUAUGUGAUGUCCUUUGACUAGAUGCUGUUGCCUUCUUUAUUUAAAAACAAGUUUAUCUGCUGGAGGUUUUUUUUUUCCAAUGCAGUCUUAAUCGUCGUCAUUGUUUCCUCCUUCCCCCAAUCUGUGUUCCUGAACUGUUUGUAGCUUAGAUAUGUCUCCUGGCCAGCUCUGACUGAUUAGAUUGCACAAAUAUAUGCCCUGAUAAAAUGCGUUCAGUGUACUUCACAUCACUUUAAAAGUGCGAGGGUCCAUUAGUUAGUUAAUGGAGGGUUGGAGGGUACCACUAUUAGGUCUAACCUCUUUGCUUUUUAAAACUUCUCAACUUUUCUUUGUGUGUGUCUGUCUUAUUCUUUCCGUACGCUAAGUGACCAUCAGUGUGUUGAUGUGCUGCUGUUUACUCAUAAUCAUCACUUAAAAAGUGAAAGGGUCCAUUAGCUGCUGUGUAUGUAGGUUUUUAAAAAAUUCUUGUUCUUCUUGUAUGUUCCCCCCCUCCUAGAUCUCAGGAAUCUUUGACGUUAACAUUUUAUUGGUGCACAUUGUUUUAUUAUUCAGAAUGAAGAGAAAUCUUUGGUGUUUGUCUAGAAGUUUCCUAAAUGCUAGAAUGGCUAGAUGUAGGGAAUAAAACUUAUUUCAACUAGAUUAUUAGUUUGGGAGUCAGGCUUGUAGUACUUGUAGUCAUUACUGAGCUAAGCUGUGGUUGCACUGUCACUCCAAGUUUUGAUGCAGUAAUGCCUCUGGAAUUCUCAGUGUUGGUUUCAAUUGUCUCAGUUUGGCUUUCUGAAUUGGAUACCACCCAACAUACAGUGUGAGUAUAUCGUUUAAUUAUGACCUCGUGUUCAUCCAUUUUAUCCAAUGAUUUUCAUUAAAUUAAAUGAUAAAGUCUGCAAGGACUGGCAUCUAUGGAGUAAUGGUUAGGCUGUCUGCUGUCCCACAUGUGAUGAUGGUUUGCCUUUUGGAAUUCUGUUUUCCUCUCUUUUAGUGUCAAAGCAGUCCGCCUCUUUAAAUAACCUUAAUUGUGUCAGUGAGAAUACAACAGAUAAAAUCAGUAGCAUGAAAAGUGUCCAACCCCAUUUGGACUUACUGGAAGAAAAAAGUGGAUUUCUGGGUGUUAUGAAGACAGAGGAAGGGGGGGGGGGGUUGUAAUUUUUAUUUGAGGCAUCUUGCACUUCAAACAGAGGAGAAAAUUUUGGCUAUAACGAGGAUUAGUUUUCAAUGGUUUUAAUUUUGUCUUUGUUUAAUUACUGAUAGAGAGCAGUUGCGAGCGCCGUAAAACCUCUGCUAAAUAAAAAUAAUACUAAUUGAGAAGAUUGUUGGUUCUAAGUUGUGUCUUUCUUUGCUUUCUGCCUAUGUGGAAGUGGUUACUUCUGGUUUGGAUCUUAUUUCACAUCACCUGUUCAGAUAUGUUGCCUUUGCCACUCACAUAGACAUGAAAGGAGACUAGCGCCCUCAUUUUCUUUUAACUUUGUUCUUCUUAAACUUUCCCUCUUUUGCUUGUCUUUCUGUCUUUUUUCCUAACACUAAAUGACUAUCCUUCUUCCCUCGCUUCAUUGCCCCUGUGUGAGGUCAUUGGUGCCAUACACACUCCUGACUUUAUCAUUUCAACCACAAGAACUAAACGCGGGUAUAUAGUGCCAAUGGUUGGACUUCCUUCUUUACUCUCCAUCCUUCUGUUAUUUUUUGCUUGUUGACGUUGACUCCUAUCCUUCCCCCCUACACUACAUUGUUGUGUAAUAGUGUUGCUGUGCUUUUCUUUUUAUUCGGACCUAACAAUAACCUGAAGGGGAUCAGGGACUGACUUGUUAAUGAUGGCAUCAGCACUUGUGUUCAUCUCUUGGCAUAUCAUUCAGUUUUUGUAUCAGAGUCAUGUUCUUUAUGCUAAAUUAUCUGCAGAUUUAUUUGUGACACGUUUUUGUUUGUCGUUUUUGUUUUCCUUAGCAAGUUGUUUGUUUCUGUGCUGCAAUGUGUCUAUCAUGUGUGUGUGUGUUUUUGUGGUGUAAGAAUAUCGAUGGUGUCGGGCACAGUUGGGCCAUCUCCCUAGGAGCCUAAUUUUACUGGAAAGGCGAGAGAAGCUAUGAAAUUAAAACUGUCGAAGACCGUUUUAACUCAAAAUGUCAUUUGGAUGUUUCAUGAUUUCUUAUUCUAUUUGAAUUUUUACACCAUUUAUUUGAGAUGAUGUAAUUGACCCUACUUUACAGCUUGGUAAAAAGAUCAGGUUUGGGAAAAGUGUGGAGAUUUCCUAUUGGGGGCCGUCACCAUGGAUGUGUUGUGGUUGUAACUUGAAAAUGUUGAAAUGAUAUGUCAGUGUGGAGGUCUCUCAGGUAACUGCUCUCUCAUCAAAUCUUUCUCAUGGCUGGUCUGUGUCACAGAGAUUGUGUUCUAUCAUCACAAGGUGGCUUUUCACAUAAUGUCAAGUACAAAGAAAUAAUUCAUAUUACAACAUUUCUGUCCUUCCAUUUCUCAGCUUACAAUGGGCUACUGUCUAGAUUUGUAUGUCUGUAUGAGAAAAGAAUAUGGUACCCUUGUGGUUUGGUCUACUCUUUUUCUGCUGUGCUGUAUGUUGUUAGGUUUGAUGAUAAGUCGUGCAUUUUUUUUUCCACACACAUAUUUGUCAGCAUUGUUGUAUGGCCACAGGACAAGAAAUGUACGUGUACCCUGAUGUUUAAACAAAACCUUUUUUUAAAAAUUCUUUCUUCGCUCAAGACUGGAGCUCCUCCAGUAGUAGUAAGCUUUACAGUAAGUGUUGCAAUGAGACAAAAUGGGUCACAUGUCGCUUUAAACCGAUUCAAGAUAUUGGACACAAAAAUUGAUUUUCUCAAAGCUGUGUUUCUGAUGACACACAUCUUGUCUCGCGCGCCCUCCCCCCCCCCCCCCCCCCCCCCCGGAAAAAAAUGGCUAUGGUUCUACAACCAAAGCAGCUGGAUUUAUGUUGUUUUCACCCACUUUUAAGGCUUGGACAUAUCUUCACUUUGAUACUGCCUAUAGUGUUAUAUUGCCAAAAUGUGACAUGUGUGACUUAUUUUAUCUUAUUGCUACACACAAUAUUAAGAUUGUAGUGUGGAGCGGUCUCUGUGCUGAACUGCCUGGCUUUGUCUCAUCAUUGGCUACCUCACACCCAGAUUUCUCUCUCCUAAUCUUCUUGAGUGCCUUCAGAAAAGACAAAUCGCCAACAACUGGGUUGGGUUGUGUGGGUUUUUCGCCCCCCCGUUUCCCAGAAGUCAUCGUCGUUGUCGUUGCUGCAUCUCUCUCAUCUUUGUGUUGUCGUAAAAACAAACGUGUGAUUUGUCAUCAUCAGUGUGUGUCAUAAUUUUAAUUAUUUUUCUUCUUAAUUAUUGUUCUGGAUUGUUGGGGGGUUUUUCUUGACAAAUACUUUAAUGAUAGCACUAUUCUCCUCUUCCUCCUCCAUUCUUCUUGACAUUUAAGCAUACAAAACGUCAAAACUUACACCAAUAAUCCUCCUCCUCCUCCUCCUUUGUCCUCCAAAUGGCUAGGGGGGCGCCACUGACCUGUUCAGAUUUUUCUAGUCUUUCCCUCUGUUAUUUCUGACUGUCAGCCUGACCGUCUUCUUCUGUCCUGGCACUCGCACUAAAUGACCACUAUUGUGUCGAUGUGCUUUUCUUUACUCUUUACUCUAACACAAACAACAUGAAAAUCCUCCUCACAGUCCCUAGUUUGUCCUGUAGAUUGGCUUUUCUUGCUCUUUGCUAAGACUAAGACGCAAUACAAAGGCCUUGGUUAAAUUGGCUUUUUCUGCUCUUUGCUAAGACUAAGACACAAUACAAAGGCUUUGGUUCAUCUUGGCCCUGGAGUUGUUCUCAUCCUUAUCAGAAACGCCACACUGGUUGGGUUUCUCCACCCCCCACCCCCUCCUCCAUCCUCCCUUUUCAAUCAUCAUCACAUCCUAUUUUUAGAAAAAUAUUUUUGUUUUGUUUAUUUGUUUUUCUUCAUCUUUAUGUUUUCUUCAUUUGAUUGUUUCAAUUCCUGUGUUGCAUUGGACAUGAUUAUUCAUUACUCGCUAUUAAACAUAAUACAACAAAGUGA
This is a messenger RNA of Aplysia californica (California sea hare), 13895 nucleotides long. RefSeq names its product forkhead box protein O. Gene Ontology annotation, molecular function: DNA-binding transcription factor activity, RNA polymerase II-specific; RNA polymerase II cis-regulatory region sequence-specific DNA binding. The transcript is spliced from 2 exons. The record is from RefSeq and is a predicted model, not a curated record. Lineage: Eukaryota; Metazoa; Mollusca; Gastropoda; Aplysiida; Aplysiidae. Gene Ontology annotation, biological process: regulation of transcription by RNA polymerase II. Gene Ontology annotation, cellular component: nucleus. Bases 276 to 2195 code for a protein of 639 amino acids.